CGGUGGUCCACAACAGCAAGGACCUACAAAAGGUGGUCCACAACAACAAGCCCCCCAACAGCAAACCCCUGCUAGGGGUGUCCACAACAGCAAGCACCUGAUAAAGGUGGACCGCAACCACAAGGGUCACCUAAGGUUGGCGCUCAGCCACAAGGGUCCCCUAAGGGUGGACCACAACAGCAAGGACCUGCUAAAGAUGGACCCAACAGCAAGGGUCCCCUAAGGUUGGAGCUCAGCCACAAGGGUCCCCUAAGGUUGGAGCUCAGCCACAAGGGUCACCGAAGGUUGGAGCUCAGCCACAGGGUCCCCUAAGGUUGGAGCUCAGCCACAAGGGUCACCUAAGGUUGGAGCUCAGCCACAAGGGUCACCUAAGGUUGGCGCUCAGCCACAAGGGUCACCUAAGGUUGGAGCCCAGCCACAAGGGUCACCGAAGGUUGGAGCUCAGCCACAAGGGUCACCUAAGGUUGGCGCUCAGCCACAAGGGCCAUCUAAGGUUGGAGCCCAGCCACAAGGGUCACCUAAGGUUGGCGCUCAGCCACAAGGGCCAUCUAAGGUUGGCACUCAGCAGCAGGGUUCCCCCAGGACUACACCACAGCAGCAAGCCGCUGGUAAAGCUGGGCAUCAGUCUAAAGCAGGACCUAUGGCUGGAGCUAAACCCCUGUGUCCAGUGUGUAACACUACUGGACUCAACCUGAACACCAAGGAGCCACCCAACUAUAACACCUGCACACAGUGUAAGACUGUCGUCUGCAGCUUCUGUGGCUUCAGUCCUCCUGACUCUGGUGGUAAGGAGUGGCUGUGUCUGACCUGCCAGAUGCAAAGAGCACUCGGAGGCUCUGACCCACCUGGAACCCCAAAGAUGAAACCCCAGCCUUCACCCAACAAAGCCUCUAUAUCUCCUGCACCACAGAAGAAAGACACCUCUACACAAGGCUCCAUCCAGAAAAACCCUGUUACAUCAGCAACACAGCCACCCAAGGCAGAGACUGCUAGAGCAGCAGACCCUCAGACACCGGCUAGCCCAGUACCUGCUCAGAAUGCACCACAGGAGAACCGGAGAACAUCAGGGCCUCAGAAACCGCCAGAGCAGCCAGGGCUACCUGGGCAUAAGCAGAGUAAUGCCACCCCAUGCACACAGCAGGAGCCUUUGAAGCCUCAGCAAGAGCUUCCAAAGGAUGGAGCCUCUCCUGCCAAAGUUGUGCCACAGCUACAGGCUCAGGCCCCCAAGCAGGGGUCAGGGAGCUUCUUUGGCUUUGGUGGUCCUAAGUCUCAGCCUGCUGCCUCAAAGCCUGAAGAGUCAGUGUCUGGGAAGAUGUUUGGCUUUGGAUCCUCCAUCUUCAGCUCUGCAUCCACUUUGAUCACCUCAGCUGUUCAGGAUGAGCCCCACACCACACCGCCAGCUUCCCCCAAGUUGUCUGCACCGGCCUCUCCCAAGAUGCCCCCUGCAGAGGAGACCAAACCACCUGCUGUUCAGAAAGCAGAGGAGAAGAAAGCAGAGCAACCCCAGCAGGCCAAGGUCCCCCCAUCAAUACAGGCCAACGUGGACAAACCCCCAUCAGAACCUCCAAAGGGAGCAGCAUUUUCCCAACCAGCUCCCAAAGCAGGCCAGUCCACCUGUCCACUCUGCAAGGUGGAACUCAACAAGGGAUCCAAGGACCCUCCCAACUACAACACCUGCACCGAAUGCAAGAACGCUGUCUGCAACCUCUGUGGAUUUAACCCCAUGACAAAUGUUACUGAGGUAAAAUGGCUAUAUCGUUUUAAUUCCGCUGUCGCUGUAUUUAUUGAUGAAUAUUUGAAAAAUAUUUUCACAUCUACAGUCGUUCUAUGCUCUGGACAAGGAAGCUCAUGCAGCCUCAAUUAG
Messenger RNA from Salvelinus sp. IW2-2015, 1864 nucleotides. RefSeq names its product protein piccolo-like. Gene Ontology annotation, molecular function: structural constituent of presynaptic active zone; metal ion binding. Gene Ontology annotation, cellular component: axon; glutamatergic synapse; GABA-ergic synapse. The record is from RefSeq and is a predicted model, not a curated record. NCBI's taxonomy places the organism in Eukaryota, Metazoa, Chordata, Actinopteri, Salmoniformes, Salmonidae. Gene Ontology annotation, biological process: presynaptic active zone assembly; protein localization to synapse.